Corvus hawaiiensis (hawaiian crow) is the source of this 4662-nucleotide messenger RNA. RefSeq names its product cyclin H (gene CCNH). The record is from RefSeq and is a predicted model, not a curated record. Gene Ontology annotation, biological process: DNA-templated transcription; regulation of transcription by RNA polymerase II; regulation of cyclin-dependent protein serine/threonine kinase activity. The transcript has 10 exons. Lineage: Eukaryota; Metazoa; Chordata; Aves; Passeriformes; Corvidae. Gene Ontology annotation, cellular component: transcription factor TFIIK complex; nucleus. The coding region runs from base 37 to 1014 and encodes 325 amino acids. Gene Ontology annotation, molecular function: cyclin-dependent protein serine/threonine kinase regulator activity.
GCGUGCCAUGCGCGGGUGCGGCCAUGUUGCGGAGCCAUGUUCCACAGCAGCACGCAGCGCCGGCACUGGACCUUUCGCGGCGGGGAGGAACUGGCGCGGCGCCGCGCCGAGGGGAACCGCCGGGCCCGGGCCAGGGCGGCGGCCAGCGGGAAGGUGCCGCAGGGCGACCCGGUGCUGCUGGAGCCGCACGAGGAGCUGGCGCUAUGCAAGUACUACGAGAAGCGGCUGCUGGACUUCUGCGCCGCGUUCAAGCCGGCGAUGCCGCGGUCCGUUGUGGGAACAGCUUGCAUGUAUUUCAAACGUUUUUACCUCAAUAACUCAGUGAUGGAGUAUCAUCCUCGGAUAAUAAUGCUAACAUGUGCAUUUUUGGCCUGUAAAGUAGAUGAAUUUAAUGUAUCCAGUGCACAGUUUGUUGGUAACCUUCGAGAAAGUCCUCUUGGACAGGAAAAAGCUCUUGAACAAAUACUGGAAUAUGAACUGCUACUUAUUCAGGAACUGAACUUCCAUCUUAUCAUCCACAAUCCAUACAGGCCAUUUGAGGGAUUUCUAAUUGAUAUUAAGACUCGCUAUCCAGUGCUGGAAAAUCCUGAAGUUCUGAGGAAAACAGCUGAUGACUUCCUUAAUCGAGUGGCUCUGACAGAUGCGUAUCUGCUCUUUACGCCCUCACAGAUAGCUCUCACUGCCAUAUUAUCUAGUGGCUCAAGAGCAGGAAUUAAUAUGGAGAGCUAUUUAUCAGAAAGUCUGAUGCUGAAAGAAAACAGAUCAACCUUAUCCAGAUUACUAGAUGACAUGAAAUGCAUGAAAAAUCUCAUAAAACGAUACGAACUGCCGAGGCCUGAAGAGGUUGCUGCUCUAAAACAGAAGUUAGAGAAGUGUCACAGUUUGGAGCUUUCAUUUAAUACAAACCUGAAGAAGAGGAAAGGCUAUGAAGAUGAUGAAUAUGUCACAAAGAAAUGUAAAAUGGAUGAGGAAGAGUGGACUGAUGAUGAUCUUGUGGAUUCAGCAUUACUUUGAAGAAGAUGGACUCCUACCACUGCAUGAACUACUCUCUGGUGUCAGAAUUACAUUGGGGAUAUCUACAAUCAAGCCUUUGAGGGUGAAAAGCAUACGCUCCAAGAAGAAGUCAGCCAACUGAUGUGGGUAACUUGACUUCGAACACAGCAUUCAAAAGCUUCCUAUUUUGCUACAUUAGACACUACAGCGAUUUCAUGUCUCCUGCUGCAUAAAAUAUGGAUUCAAUCUGAAGCACAUAGUCACCUGAGAUGAUAUUAAACAUCCUUGGGUUCAGGAUAGCAGGACAAAUCAGUCGAAGAAAAACAAAGCCACUGAAAUGGAAAGAAAAUUGUAUUUCGUUCAAAGCCAUUAGAAAAUUAAUGUAAAAUUGUGUAUCAGGAAUAAAGUUAAUGUGGCAUCUUGAGACAAACACCAAGCAACUAGCCCUUGCUCUGUAAAAAUAAAAAUUAAGAUCAUUGUACAUCAUGCUACGAUUCUAUGAACUGCAGUGAAAUCUGAAAGAAGAGGCACAUUGAUUUCCCAAUAAAGGUGAACUGUUCAAAUUGUGUAGGAAGAAAUUGAUUGCCAAGUCAUAAUUAAGCCAAUCCCAGACCAUGCUGGCCUCAAAAAGGAGCUGUCCUUGGUCUCUGACCUCCCAGAAGUUCUCCACUUUCUGCUGCUGCAAGUCAUCCAUCCCACAGCCACCCACUUCCUCAAGCCAUCAUAAGCUGGAGCACAGGAGUGGAUGGGCAAAAGGAUCAUCUCUUGGCAGAACACACCUUUAGGUCAGCUUCAGCUGAUCCAUUAUCCCUGAUGAUAGCACACUUCAGUAGAAAAAUAAUAAGGGAUCUGCUGCUUUACACCAUGAAAGAAUUGCUGCCAUUUAAAAAGCUGGAAAAGGAGUGCUCUGUUCUAACUGUGGAACUAGGAAUUCGUUCAACAGGAACCCAGAAUAGGCUUCAGCAGCAUGAGAAAAAUCUAUCUUCCUGUUAAUAUCAGAGGUAAAAAAUCACCCAUUCAGGUUAACCUCAACUCCAGCUAAUUACUGUACAAUGAAGUGACAUACAAACCAAUUUAAAUCAAUCUGAAACAUCUGUAAUUUUGUCCUUGGACACCAUCAGCAGGCUGGAUUUCACCUCAGCAAUACCAGAGCCUGACCACUAAUGAAGGGAGGAAGGGAACCUUGCCUGUUGUAAAGUACACCGUUAUGGAAAUGUCUGCAUUUCUUUUAAAUGACAAACAGUAGUGAGGUUGAUGCACCUUCUGUAAGUCCAAGACACGUAGUAUGUUCUGUUACAGGUAUGUCUUAUCUCUAAGAAAUGCAAGUUAUGGGGUGGUAAGAAAGCAGUUCUUGGUCAGAGGUUAAGCUAAAAUACUUUCUGUGGUGAGAAUUUAAAGCUAGAAGUAAUUAAUUUUGAAGUCAUGGCACAUACACCAGUCCCUGUUUUAAAGUGCCCAAAGUUGAAGACCAACAAGGUACGCAUCUAGCAGAGACUCUGCUGAUAGGGAAGAUCUGAUGCUUCUUACCUUUGUCAACCUACCCAAAUUAAGAAUGAGCAAAUACCUACAUGGAAGUUUUAAACCAAAGAGAAAUGGUAGCACAUUCUGACUGAUACAAUAGAAAAGACACCCAGAUAUCAAAAAACUGUCCAUCUGGAUCUGAAUAUUUAAUCAUUCUUAAACCAAAAAUAGUGCAGUGAAGUAAUAAACAUCACUGAAGGCUGUGAAACUCUGCACUCUAGAGAGAAAUCUCUACUAUCCACUUGUGAAAAUGGAACACCAAAAAAGCAAGUGAUAAAGUAUUUUUAGCAUCCAGUGGAGACCACUGGGAAAACUCUGAAAGUGAGCUGUGUGUCCACUAAUGAAAGCGACGUGGUCCUCUUUGGAGCUGGGGAGGAACAGUAAGAGAUACGGAAUUCACUUUGGUGCUUUACACCCUUCCAGCAGCUUAGCCCCUCAGAGUACAAAGAACUCUUUAGAGUAGGAGCAGUCUCCAUUUGAAGGCAAUGCUCCUUCACAGUAUGGAACAUAUAAGGCUUCUGGUGUCAAAAUGAUCAAUAAAAGCCAAAGACAAAUCCUCUGAAAGAUCCCUCCAUGGGAGAUUAACCUCCGCUACUCACACAACUGCCUGACACCACAAAAAGGAAAACUGUGGCUCUGAUACCCUUAAAAUCCCCACCACAUUUAGAAAAAGUGUCAAGACCAGAGCUUUGUCAAAGGUUUUUGACCUCCCCUGGCAAUGAACAGAGCUAAAACUUUUGUAUUGCGCUGGUUUAGUAAUAAAUAGACUGGAGUUUUGGUGGCUGGUGUGAGUUCAGUAGAGCCAGGUUCUGUAACCUUCAGCAUUUUCAGAGGAGCUCUAGAAUACAUUUCGACAUGACUGGGCUGUAGUACUGUAAAUUCGAAGUUAAAACCAUUAACUAAAGCUAUACUGACCUCUAUACUACAUCAUUUUAUUCUGGCAAGGCUCUAAGAACAAGACCAAGAAUCCAGCAAGCUCAGUCUUUAAUUGGGACAUUGUGCUUCAUCAUCGUAAAUAUCUUAAACACUGCAGUAACCUGUGUAAGUACAUACAGUUUUGUCACUGAAAGAAACAUAGAUAAGCACACUGAAGUAUGUCUUCAACAAGGCAUGGAAGAACUAUUUCCAGAAUAAGGCUGACAAGUAACUUACCUAACAACUCUGGUUCUCAUGGUAGUAUUAGCUGGCCAUUUGUUUUGAACAGACUUCUGUAGGCACCCAUAAAUAUACCUCAGCGUCCUGCAGAAAUAGCAGUUAAUUACUCAUUGCAUUAAAUAACACUGUCCCUGGCACGAGCUCUGGUGUGCCCUCAGUCAGAGGGGACACAGCAUUACUUCUGCAACAUCUUUCAGGACUGACUUUGGUAGCAGGAAAGGCGCUGGCUGGGCACAUGUGCUGCUUCCUCCACAGAGGAGGCACAACAGGGGCCAAUGGUCUGGGCUCACGUUAGUCCAGAGGCAAAGGAAAAGAGAGGCGCCCCUGGUCUGGGUUCCAACAGGUUUAUUGUCAGAGGUUCCAGCAACCAGAAAAAAGGUGCCAAGGGGCUUUCGCUUUCAGUUUUGUAGGGGGUUUGAAAAUGGUGGGGAAAGGGAAGGCAACCAAUGAGAUACAAGCCGGGGAAGGAUACAAAUUAACAACAACCAAUGGGGGAAAGGAGGCAGGAGUUACAACAGGGAGCCAAUGAACAACUGAAUAACAGAGAACUUUCUCUAACGGGGGAGGCAGUUUGAGCCCAGGUACUGCCCAGGGGGAUGCGGCUUAGGCUUCUGUGCCACCCAUCGACCCACCCUCCGACUCACUGUCCUGGGUGGGGAAAUCCACCAAGGGAUAGCCCUGAUUUGAUUGGCAUUCAACUGCCCCAGCCUAACAGUGGGCUGGAUCACUGCAACAAUUAAACUUACAGAAUCAAAAAAGCUGGGAAGAAAGGACCUAGACCAACGUCCUACUUGAUGCAGAACUAUUACCAACUUUACAUUAGUAACUUAGAGAAAUCCUUAAAUUAUAAAUUAACUCAGUUAAAGUUAACACAUUUAUAAAAAUUCUAUUUUAAAAGUUUGUUUUAAAAAGUACAUUUAUAAAUGACAAGGAAAAUCCAUUCUGUGCAAUUCUGUGAUCAUUCCGAUGUGCAUUAAAUGUUUUGUAACUGUU